This is a messenger RNA of Dendronephthya gigantea, 1278 nucleotides long. Its product is annotated as steroid 17-alpha-hydroxylase/17,20 lyase-like. The transcript is spliced from 4 exons. The record is from RefSeq and is a predicted model, not a curated record. NCBI's taxonomy places the organism in Eukaryota, Metazoa, Cnidaria, Anthozoa, Malacalcyonacea, Nephtheidae. Gene Ontology annotation, molecular function: monooxygenase activity; heme binding; oxidoreductase activity, acting on paired donors, with incorporation or reduction of molecular oxygen. Bases 1 to 1278 code for a protein of 425 amino acids.
AUGACUGAGAAGCAAAAACAGACAUUACCCCCUGGACCAUUCCCGUUACCCUUGAUAGGGAACGUUCAUCUUGUUGGCAAGCGGAUGCCCUAUUCAAUGGAACAUCUACGAAAGAAAUAUGGCGGGGUCUAUACACUUUUUGUACCAUCAGGAAAUUUCGUUGUCGGUAAUAAUGUCAUCACUAAUGCACUUCAUAUGUAUGGUGAUGGUGUAAAAACCGCCGAAAAUCGAGUGCUAUAUGAGGUCAAGCAACUGAUGACGUGUAUGGAGGGAGAAAACGAGACGGCAUUUUGCCCCAUGGAAUAUCUUUCUCAAGCUAUCACGAACGUAACAACAUCUUGGCUUGUUUCCGAAAGGUGCGAGCCUGGUGAUCCUAUUUUCAAAACGCUGCGCGAAUUUGUUGAUAACGUUUUGUAUGUCAGUCACCAGUGGACAAAUAUCGACUUUUUGCCGUUUUAUGAAUAUCUUCCUUUUGAUAUUUCGAGGCGAUUUCGGCAAACGAAACAAGUACGUGAUGAAUAUUUCGGAAAAUUGCUCAAGGAACAUCGAGAAACAUACCAAUCGGGCGAGGUUCGUGACAUCGCGGAUGCCCUUCUUGCCGCCUAUGAGAAGGAGGAAGUUGAAGGGAAAGGAAAAGAUAUUGGAACAAUUGAUGAUAUUACGACUAUUAUGAUGGAUUUCUUCAUUGCUUCGAGUGAUACUACCACAGCUACGCUUAGUUGGUUUAUACUGUACAUGGUGUUGCAUGAAAAGGUGCAGAAAAGAGUUCACGAAGAGUUAGAUCUUGUUGUUGGCAGAGAUCGCACUCCAUGUUGGAAAGAUGCAGAGAACCUGCCAUUUCUACACGCAGUCAUAUGUGAAACGAUUCGCCAUGCCUCGCCUGUGCCCUUGCUCGGUAGAAAAACCUUGCGUGAUACUACCAUUAAAGAAUACCAAAUCCCUCGAGACACAAAAAUUUUGCUAAACAUGUGGUAUGUAAACAACGAUCCGCAAGAAUGGAAUGAACCGUUGUCUUUCAAUCCUGAUCGAUUUCUUGAUGAAAGUGGAAAGUUCCGCGGCUGGAACACGUCCGCGAGUUUCUAUCCUUUUGGUGCCGGAAUUCGCUCAUGUCUCGGGCAGUCACUAGCGAAGAUGAAUUUGCUUCUGGUAGCGUCCAAUUUGCUGCAUCAUUUCCAAUUUAAUAUCCCUUGUGGAGAGGCUGAGCCAAGUUCGGAAUCGCAGCCCGGCGGUGUUUGUUAUCCAAAACAAUUUUUAUUGUGUGCGAUAAAACGAAAGUGA